GUUGCCUGGGAGAGCAGCCGGGGAGGGACGGGCGCGGUUGUCACCCCGGAGCUCCCCGCGGGAAGCGGCUCUGCCGGCUCAGCCCUGAGCUGGAGCCGGAGCUCCGAGCCUGCCCCCCGCCUCACGCCGGCCAGGGCCCCGCGACCCUCCCGCAGCGCCGGCCGGAGGAUGAACUUUACCCGGAGCUGGAGGAUGCUGCGCGGGCUGCCCGCGGGAGCCGAGCGGCUGCACUGAGUUCGCCACCCGGCGCCACUCGCACCUGCCGCUGAGAGGAGCAUCUGCGGGGCCGGGAGUCCAGGCGCCUCCGCUCCCCCCCUCCCCCCGCCGCGCCAUGGGGGGCGCGGGGCUCCGGGCUCAGCCCUCGCCUUGACAGCUCGAGAGACCCCGGCUGCGGGCUGCACCCGCCUGCGUCUCGGCCCCGCUCCUUGCACGCCUCCCACCUGCGCCUCUCCCCCAGCCCUGGCACGGCUGCCCGGAGCACUCCCGCUGCCCGCUCCGCAGCGCCCGGGGCUGGCUUCCCUGUGCGUUCAGCCCGCUGGGGAUGAAGCCCUCCGCAGGGGGGGCUGCUAAGUGAACCCCACUGGUCUCCUGGGGGCUUCUUCGCCCUCUGCCCGCCCGCGUCCUCCCUCCGCUGGCUCCGAUGGGGCUGGAAGUGCAGCCCCUCGCCGCCCCCCACACCAGGCUCUUCAAGCUGAGGGAAGUUCGCAAGAGGCGAGAGAUGCUGCUGCCGCAACUGGGCUUCAUCUGCGCCAUCCUCUUCUUUGUGUGGUGCAUGUCCAGCCUGCUCUCCAAGCUAGGACAAGAAUCCACUAUUACAGACAAAAAUGUUUUGUCAGCAAUAUGGAGGAACAGAAGAUUGAUGGCCUCACAUAAUGUGACACAUGAAGAAAAGAACUGUACAGAGCCAGCAAUUAAUGAAUUUCCUGAAGAUGUAUUUACAAAUAAGGAGCGGCAGGAGGGAGCAGUGCUGUUUCAUAUUAUAGGUGCUCUUUAUAUGUUCUAUGCCUUGGCUAUAGUAUGUGAUGACUUCUUUGUUCCCUCAUUAGAGAAAAUUUGUGAGAAAUUACACUUGAGUGAAGAUGUUGCUGGAGCCACUUUCAUGGCCGCAGGAAGCUCGACCCCAGAGUUAUUUGCAUCUGUUAUAGGUGUAUUUAUCACUCAUGGUGAUGUAGGAAUUGGAACCAUUGUUGGGUCAGCAGUUUUCAACAUCCUUUGCAUUAUUGGUGUCUGUGGGAUAUUUGCGGGACAGGUGGUUCGUCUCACCUGGUGGUCUGUGUUUAGGGACUCAGUGUACUACACGCUUUCUGUGAUCCUUCUUAUCAUUUUCAUACAUGAUGAGCAAAUAGUAUGGUGGGAGAGCCUUGUACUCGUCGUUAUGUACUUCUUCUACAUACUUAUCAUGAAGUUCAAUGUGAAGAUGCAAAAGUUGUUCACCAUCAAAAGCAUGAACGUUGGGAAUGGCAACACAGUCAGCAAUGAGCUGGAAGAUGGUAAUGAAUGUUAUGACAUAAGCUAUGAUGACCCAUCCAUGCCAUUGCUGUGGAAAGUGAAGGGAAAGCAGCAAUAUGGCAAAAACCCUGUGGUAAUGGUGGAUGAGAUCAUCUGCUCCAGUCCCCCAAAAUUCCGCUUCCCUGAAGCUGGCUUACGAAUAAUGAUUACAAAUAAAUUUGGACCCAGAACCAGACUGCGGAUGGCAAGCAGGCUCAUUAUUAACGAGCGUCAGCGACUGAUCCACUCCACCAAUGGCAUGAGCAAAACGCUUCAAAAUGGGAAACAUGAAAAUAUUGAAAAUGGGAACAUCAUUGUGGAAAAUCAAGAGGAGGAGAAUGAGCAUGACAAUGCGUCUCCCUUUUCACCACCAGAUGGAAAAAUGAACAAAGUCAAAUGGAUUUUCACAUGGCCAUUGCUAUUCCUACUCUUUUGUACCAUUCCAAACUGCAGCAAACCGCGUUGGGAGAACUUUUUUAUGCUGACAUUCAUUUUAUCUACUCUGUGGAUUGCUUUGUUCUCCUAUUUUAUGGUGUGGAUGGUUACUAUAAUUGGAUACACUCUGGGGAUCCCUGAUGUUAUCAUGGGCAUUACUUUCCUAGCCGCAGGAACGAGUGUACCAGACUGCAUGGCCAGCUUAAUAGUAGCAAGACAAGGUCUUGGUGAUAUGGCCGUAUCCAAUUCAAUAGGAAGCAAUGUGUUUGACAUUUUAGUAGGCCUUGGCAUACCAUGGGGCAUGCAAACUAUGUUGAUUGAUUAUGGAUCAACGGUUAAGAUAAAUAGCAAGGGACUAGUCUAUUCGGUUGUUCUUCUGCUGGGGUCUGUAGCUCUUACUGUGGGUGGAAUCCAUGUAAAUAAAUGGAAACUUGACAAGAAACUGGGCUUCUACGUGCUGAUUCUUUAUGCCAUUUUCCUGUGUUUCUCUGUACUGAUAGAGUUUAAUGUCUUUACCUUUGUCAACUUUCCAAUGUGCCGAGAAGAUCUUUAAAACAAAUCACAACCAUGAGAAAGGCUGACAUACUCUUGAUUCCUUGUGCUAUAAAUGAUAGACAUUUUAAAUUUCUACCUUCUCAUCAGUAAUCUGAUUUUCUUUCCUGCUUUGUCAUCAACAAGCACUUUUACUUACUUGGAAGGAAAACAAACCUUUCUUUUAACAUGCUUGCUCAAGGCAACCAAAGCAUUUUCCUCUUUGGGUAUUGCUGCUCAGUCAUCCAACUUGUGGACCUCAUGCAGAGUGCUCAAAAGUCCGAUUUUCAUGGUGCUCUGCUGUGGUUUUCAUUCUCCUUAUGCAGACAAUAAUGCACCAAAGUCAAUUGGAACAAGACUAGAAAAAACUCUCCUCUCUCUCUUUCUUUGACAUUUACUGUCCAUGGAAGAAGAAGAGGCUAGCUCAGAACUUUUCUUGGCUACAUGAAAAACAUCAGAACUACAGGACCAGAAAGUCCGAUGCACAUAAUAUGGCAUGCACUGUUGUGGACAUACGUUUUUCCCCUUCAAGUGUUCUGUUUAUAGAGGAACUGCAUUGACAUUUAUAAGCCUUUGUUGGUGAUUUCUGAAUAUUUAAUCACUCUUUUAUUUAAAAAUGUGAAGAACACAUGAACAAUUUUAGAGAGAAAGAAGAGAAAAUGGUUAAUAUUAUAUCACUUUUGAUGAUGCACACUAAGAGAAAUAGAAUCUGAAAUCUUCAAAAGAGAAUAUACGUGCAAAAUAUUCAUACUUGAAACGUGUUUUACCAUCAGCAAGGAAUACUGUACAAAUAUAAACUAACAUUUGUGGAAUAUUAAAGCCUGUAAGUAACAUUUUGCAUUGGCACUAGUAAGCCCACUUGUAAUUUUACAAGAAACUAAAAGAUUAAUGCCCAACGGGGUGCUCAGUUUCUAGUGGCCAUUGUUAUCUGAAAAAUAGAACAUGAACACAUUCCAGACCUUCUUGCAAUAUGAUGCAUCAGGGAUUUUUUGGGGGGGGAUUUAUUUCAUUAUUAGUAUAUUAAUCUAGAAGCUUUUGCAUCUUCUCCAUUUUGUUUUUAUACCUCACAAACUUAAUAGAGAUGGGUACCCAACAUUAAGUAGUGCAGAUAAUAAACAACUCUGACAAGAACAAGUCUGUCAUGGGAAGUAUUUCCUUGAUCAGAUUGUAUGUAGGAAGUUUUAAAGCAUGUCUUUCUUUAGAGCCAAAUUAUUUUAACCCAUAGAACCAGAUUUUGAUUUUCUUUGCACCUGUAUAAGUCUAGAUUAAAACAGUAACUCUGAAUUUUCCUGGGCAUAACUGAGAAAAGAAUCUUGCCCAGAAUAAUGAGUAACAUUACAAAAACUGUGUAAUGCCACAGUUUGAAGUGGUGUUACAAAGAAGAUUCAUCAAAAGAAUUUAAUACAUUUUGAAACUGCUACUUAACUCUAAAAUGUAUUUUAAAGUUGUAUGUGAACAAAACAUGUAAGGUUUCUAAAGAAGCACAAUUAACUUUAUACAUAGAUUUAUUUUUAUUUUUUUAAUGUUUAUAUAGCAAAACAUCUAUCAGAUUACUAAAGAUUUGAUGCAUUUUAAAUGCAUUAAUAUUUUGCACUUAAGAUUAUAUAUCAAGAUGCCCAUUAUUUGUCAACAAAAAUACUUUAAACCCUUAGGUAAUAAAAUUGAUUAGAGAGGUUCCUUUACAUAUAUUACAUUUAUCUGACUAAUAUAUGACCAAUAAUUCCUUUCAAAGCAAAGUUGCAUGCACAAUCUUAAUUACCCCAGGCAAUGUGUUAUAAUUAAGGCUAUUUUUUAUGAGUGUUGGGGGGGUACUAAUCAAUGAAUGUAUUUUGCUGUUGAAUUUUAAUAGGAAUUGAAUCCUUUCAACACAGUCCUAAAGAAAAAGGGCAACAUAUCCGUUGUUUGUCUUACUGUUCUUUGUUACAAACGUCAGUAUUAGUAACCAAGCUAAGUUUUUGAGUUUUCCCCCUCACUCCAGUGGUUGAACUCACCAAUCCUAAAGAUGGCAACAAAUGGCAUUUGAUUAAGAGGCUUUAUCAAAUAGGCAAGUGUCACUGGGAUACAAACGUAAUGGCAUUUAAAAUACCUUCACUGUGGUUUAACAUGGGAAGAGGUGGAAUCCAUGCACACCUGUGAUAUCUUUAUAUUGUAGAAAGGCUGUAAGCCAGGGCUAGAUUUUGCCUCCAGGACACAGCUCCUGUCCUUUUUUCUUCCUUCCAUUCCAGGAGAAUAAUUGUCCUGUUCUGAUAGUAAUUUAUUAUGCCCCUUAUAUUGGCUCGUAUAAGCUGGCUGGCAUGGGAGAGCAGAGUCAAGGCUCCACCCACUCCCCACCUACCUACUCCCGGGUUGGUAGUGGGGAGUAGCAAGCUCACAGUACCCACUCAUAUUCAGACUUAACACCUAGGUAACCCCUGGUGGGGCAUUAUGGGGAUUCCUAAACUACAGGAGCAUGGCCCAAGUUACAAUCUAGCCCCUAGUGAUCAGAUGAGGCGUCAGCGAUUUGUGCAGCAACAAGUUAUACAAUUUUACACAUUUAUGGGAUCAAAGACAGAAAAACAGAUUGGAUCUGGAUAUUUCAGAGCCAAGCAAACCUCAAAAGACUAGAAAUCUUGUGCUAGUUACCUGGCAGCCAGUCCUAAACACACUGCGCAGCCAGGCAUGGAAUUAUUGGGUGUGUUAAUAUGGAUUAGAAUAACGCUGCUAAAAGGAUGCCGUUAUCACGGUUGAGUGAACCCAUUCUACAGCUAUCUGGUAUAUUUUGUCCUAACCAGAGAUUGUCCCAAAACAGAAUGUUCGACCCAAAUUUCACAGGUUGGUCCCAUCUCUGGGCCCAACCAGAAUACUGACCCAUUUCUUCCACCCUCAAUUUGGAGGACAUUUGGAUUCUGAAUCAAUUCUCAGAGUGGUAGCCGUGUUAGUCUGUAUCUGCAAAAAGAAUGAGGAGUACUUGUGGCACCUUAGAGACUAACAAAUUUAUUUGGGCAUAAGCUUUCGUGGGCUAAAACCCACUUCG
Dermochelys coriacea (leatherback sea turtle) is the source of this 5467-nucleotide messenger RNA. RefSeq names its product solute carrier family 24 member 4 (gene SLC24A4). Gene Ontology annotation, biological process: sensory perception of smell; intracellular calcium ion homeostasis; calcium ion transmembrane transport. NCBI's taxonomy places the organism in Eukaryota, Metazoa, Chordata, Testudines, Dermochelyidae. Gene Ontology annotation, molecular function: calcium, potassium:sodium antiporter activity; calcium channel activity. The transcript is spliced from 17 exons. The record is from RefSeq and is a predicted model, not a curated record. Gene Ontology annotation, cellular component: membrane. Bases 641 to 2476 code for a protein of 611 amino acids.